AGGCGUGCGGCCCGGUACCUCGCAGGACGAUGGCGGUGGUGGUGGCCCACAAUAAUGGCCUGCGCUGCAAGCCCGCACACACAGAGUCAGGGGCCAAUCCCCCGCCGCCCCCACAGCCAGCGGCCGACUGUGCUUGCUGCUGCCCGAUAUGAGCACCAAGCUCGGAUACUCCCACCCGUCUCGAGACCCCCCAAGCACCAGCCCGACAGGGGGUGUUUGAUCGAUCUCGUCCCCCGCAGACGUGUCGUGCACGGCUGGCAGCUCCUGGACACUGUACCAGCCCUGCGUGUCUGCAACCUCUGAUCGCCGGCAGUUGCUGUCCUCGGCCGUCUUCUGAAAAAGAAGAAGCAAUAAAAACCCUUCGCCCGCAUCAACGACGAGCCAGCCUCACCCAGACGUCAGCACCACCCUUCGCCCCCACGCACCGCUCCUCUGUCCACAUCCCCCCUGCGACCAGGGCGGGGAAUCAUGAUCAGGGCGAGGUAGGCCACCGCUGCUUGCUCCAAGGGCCGCAUCGCCAUGACGGGUGACGCCGGCCUCGUGGGGUGCCUCGUGGAGAGGCUCGCGACGCGGCUCCCCCACCGCACCGGCACCCGCAGCGAAGACGAUCUUAGCCAGGACGAGAUCGUCGGCAUCACGCGCGCGACCCUCGUCAAGCUCAGCGCCACCUCGAUCGUCCACGUCCUCGACGCCCUACUCGGCCUCCUGACCGAGCUCGCCCGCCCCUACACCAGCGUGGCUGCCCACCCCACCCAUGUCCUCCUCUCCGAGUUCUACAUACUGGCCCUGAUCGCCGACUGCUGUGCCCACCACUGGGCCUCGGUCGGGCGCAAUGGUCGCGCCUCUCCGCUGUCCACUGACGAUGGCUUUGACGAACCACUGCUGCUCCCGCGCAACAUCGCCUCCCUGCCCGCACCCCAGCCCUUGCCCGACGCUCUGGUGACCAGGAUAUUCGAGUUCAUCAAGCUCUUUUUUGGCCCAUUGCCCGAUGGAUACGUCCUGCCCGCCAAGACGCUGCUGGACGAGACCCCGGGCUCCCUGACGCCCGCUCCAGGCGAAUCCGACGGCCCAAAGUCGGUCCGUUCUGGCCGCUAUGGCGACGACGUCGACAGCACCGGGCUCAUGGACAUGAAUGCGCCGGCCAUCGAGACGAACGUCAAGACCAUCGUCGAGUUUGUGACGGCAACGAGCUGGCCGGCCGCGUUCGAUUACUUCCGGAACGUCAUAUACACCCUCCGCGCCACUGCUGGCCCGGUGCAGGGGCCGCCUAUAUCGAGCCUGGUGGCGGCCGAUGAGGAGCGAGCUGCGCUCGUGAUCCUGCGCCUGGUCGCCUACUUCUGGGUUGAUGCCAACAAGCUGGGUCAGAUGAUCCAGGAGCUGUGUUCGAGCUUCUUGCACUUCCGCAAGCACUUCCAGAACACCGUCGCCGUCGUUGCGCCCCUCCUCAUCUCCCGCUGGCUCGACCGGUUUCCCGACGAGUUCGUCCAGCUGCACACCAUGCACAAGCGACUGGACGGCGGCGCCGACACCCUCUUUGAUAUGACACAUACGGUGGUGGACAACGCCCGAAGACGCGCUCUGCUCUACCCCUUGCAGACUACGCUUCUGUUCUUGCUUCCAGACGUCUUUGAGGUCGCGAGCAACCUCCGCGAGGCCAAGAGCGGCAGCAUGUCCAAGAAGGUCGGCUUCCUCGAUAGCCUGAGAAAGGCUCUGCGUAAUAGGAACGAGCAGGCCGCCUAUUGUCUCGUGUCUUUGCUCCGCGCAGCCCGCCACUUCAGCGCCGAGAGCGACUCGGCCUUGCUGAGCUACGCCAUGGACGUCCAGGACGAGGUCCGCGACGCCGUCUUCCGCAAGGUACACGGCGCCGAUGCUUUCAUGUUCGACCAGGAUAUCCUGACCGCCGCCUUCGUGAGCCUGGCGCAUCUCAACUUUGAAAUAUGCGUCGAGUCCCUGUGCCUUACUUGCCUGGCCCCUGCUGCCCCUCACGGAUUCAAGAUCGCGGUGAUUCAGACCUGCUCGCACUUUGCCCGUCUGCGGGACAACAAGAGGUAUCUCCGUCUCUUCGCUGCGGCGGCUCCCUUCAUACAGGGCCAGAUCACGACUAUCUCAUCACAGUUCACCGAGAUGCUACUUGGAAACCGUGGCGCCUGGAACAGACGCUCGGAUCACAGCACGUCCAUCAUCAUGUUGUGCAAUAUUCUUGAAUUUCUGAACGCCUCACCCAUGACCCUCUUCUCGGGAUCGCCUGAUGGCACGGAUGAACGGAACAGCUUCUUCGAGGACAAUUUUGAGUCCCUUUUCUCGUGCAUGGUCGUCGCCGACGAGGCUGUUAGGCAAGCUGCUGUCGGAGUCGCAAAGCGUCUUUUCGCCGAGGAAAAUGUCCUCGAGUCAAUCAGGGCCUCCAAGAGGCUCGGGUCAAGAGACUUCAAGCGAAAAUUCUGGCGGUUAACGUCUCUUGUACUGUCCAACAUGUGUGACAAUCUUCCCAGCGAGGACCCUGCUUCGGACCUGAGGGUGAUCCACAACUUUCUAGAAUUGAGGCUUCUGCUCCUCACAUAUGUCAAGGAAAUGGACGGGCUCGUGGAUGAUGUGCCAGAAAGAACAGCUGCGUACACGAGGCUCGAGACUGCCCUGUUGGUAUCGCUAUGCUCGGCGGAUAUCGACAUGUGCCAGCUGGUGACUUCCUGCUUUGGUCGAUUCCUGGAGGAAUGCCGUGUUAUCGAUGUUGGGUCGGAGGCGAACAAGCCAUCGCUGCCACUCCUCCGCAACGGGGAGGUCUUUUCCGAGAUAUCUUCUCGCGGAUUCCGCUUCACCGGGCUGGUGGCGUUCCAAAAGCGGAUGCGCGGCUUGCUGCGGCGCAUGCAAUACCCCAGUGCUGGCAUCCUGGAUGCUUGGGAGAUCGGAUUCGAAAAGUGGCUGCACCUAUCCAAGGACGUAUCGACGGCGUCGGCAGAGACUGUAUCGGAAAAGACGGUGGCUGAGUGGCGAAACUUCUCGGGCUUCCUCGCGUCGCUGGGCGGCAUCUGCAUUGCUGAUCAGGCGGCCGUCCUGGAGGAGCCUGUGAUCAGCGGUCUUCGGUGGAUUGACAGGCUGUCUUCCGAGAACCACGAGGAGCCGCUGCUCAACAGGUAUCUGAGAUUAAGCAUCCAGCUGCUGGCAUGCCACAGCGUCAAAGUCAGGGAGACGAUGCGGGAGGUGCUGUCGACCGAGGUGUCCCCUUCGCUUUACCAGCCGCUCUUCAAGGCUCUCGAGGCUGAGCUUGACAUACUCUUCACGGGCGCCUUAGAGCAGUCGGUCAAGGACCAGGAUAGCGAGAUUGUGUUUGCGGAGCAGUCGGCCUCGCUCCUGAGGGCCCUGGUGGAGAGGCUCGAUACCCCUUCCGACCUGGGAGCUGCUUCGUCGGUCCACCUGGGUGCCCUCACCCUGAACUUUGCCAAAUUCCUGGACAGUGUCUCGGACAGCCCUAGCAGCCUCCGGGUCAAGAUCAAGAUCUGCCAGCUGUGUGAGGCGGUCACUAGGAGAAAGGAGCACCUCAACCUGAGGGACGACGUGCGCAUCCGAAACCAGCUCCUGGAGUACAUCUUUGGCUGGAUUGCGCGUCCCCGAUCGCCCCGUGCCGAGUCUGUCAUGUACGGGGGCGGCAGGCAAGACGAGAUGUCACGGGUGCAAAAGGACCUCGACAAGGCAUGCCUCAAGUCGCUAGCCGAGCUCACUUUCCGCCUGCCCCUCCAACCAGGGGACGGGCAGACAGACGCUGGGACAAGCGAGCUGAAGUCGCAGAUGUUCCACACGUACUUCAACCGCUUCCUGUCGCUCCUCAACCUGGAGUCGGCCGACACGGUCGGCAGGGGCGACCACUCGCGCGACGACAAUGCGUCCAGCUCGGAGCUCGCCAUCACAAUUCUGUCGAACCUCUUGAGUGCCAACAUCGAUGUCGGGCUCAAGCACUCCCUCAGCAUCGGCUACCACGAAAACGUCGACAUCAGGACGGCUUUCGUCAAGGUCCUGUACAACAUUCUUGUCCAAGGCACCGAGUUUAGCAACCUGUCGGAUGCUGCGGUGACUGAGAAGUACGACGAGCUGCUCGAACUGCUCACUCGGGACACAACCUUGGCUGUUGCCAUGAGUGCCGUCUGCCCAAGCAGCGAAGUGGACGAGCUGACAAUAUCGCUCUUGAACAUUUUUGAGAAGCGGGGCCGCAGCUUUGUUCUGAUCGAGGCCUUGAUCAAACAGGAGAUCGAAGAUACAGAAAAUGAAUCUGAGCUUCUCCGAAGAACAUGUGUUGCCACCAAGAUGCUUUCUGUGUUUGCAAAAUGGAAGGGCUCGUUGUAUCUCAAGGCAACCCUACAAAAGGUCGUCGAGAGACUGAUGCUCACGUCCAAGGAUCUGGACCUAGAACUGGAUCCCGCCCGUGUUGGCUCGCAGGAAGAGCUGCAAAAGAACGCGCUGCAACUUCGCAUUGUUGCCAAGGUGUUCAUAGACGACAUUUGCGCUUCGUCGACCAGCAUCCCGGCAUCGUUUCGCAAGAUUUGCAGCAUUAUAUCCAACGCAGUCAUGGCAAGAUUCCAAGAAUCAAAAUACACUGCGGUGGGCGCCUUCAUCUUCCUCCGCUUCUUUUGCCCGGCCAUCGUGGCACCCGAGGUUGAAGGUCUCGUCUCGACCUCGCCCUCCAAAGAAAUGCGGCGAGGGCUGCUGCUCAUCGCCAAGGUCAUACAAAACCUGGCCAACAAUGUUCUGUUUGGCGCAAAGGAGCCUUACAUGUUCCCUCUCAACGACUUUCUGGCCCAGAAUAUAUACAAGAUCACCACCUUCCUGCGAGAGAUUUCGGUGCCUCCUGAUGUGCUAGACUCGAGCACCGGCGGCGAGUCGUUCGACUUUGGGUCCUGCGUGGCCCUGCACCGCUUCCUCUACGACCACUGGGACCACGUACGGCAACGGCUCGUCUCACGCGAGAGGCGGGAAUACGUUCGCUCGCCAGCCGAGAGCACGCGCGGGCGAUCGCCCGUGCUCGAGCCGCUGCGCAGCCUGAUUACCAACCUAGGCCCGCCUCCGAUGGCUGUGACCUGGAACCGGCCCCUGAUCUCGGCCAACAGCCCGCCAGCCUACUCCCGGUUCCAGGACUUCAUGCUGCGGAAUGCCUUCCGGAGCACAGAGUCCUUUGUGACAGCCCGAGCUGUUUAUGACGGCGGAGAGAGCAAGGAUGGGCUUUCAAUAAUCUGCGUGAUCCUGCGCAACAUUGAUGCCGAAUCCAUCGACUAUGACACUCUAAUCUACUGCUAUCUCAAGAUUGCAAGUAGAUUGUGGCAUCGUCCGUUUGGGUUGCUCAUCGACGCGACAUGCUACAACGGCCAGAGCGAGCCGCAGGACGAGCUGUUCCAGAAGCUAGAACUCCUCAUGCCUAUCGAGCUUUCAAGGCAGCUGUCUAGGGUCUACGUCUACAACAUGAACAGCGCCUUUCGCAAAUGCUUCCGGCGGGUGCUUCGCAUGGCCACCAAGAACGAGGCGAGCGUGUUCAACCCGCGCAACGUCGAGUACCAUCUCAUCGGCAGCCUGCAGGAGCUCCAGACGCAGUUUCACCUCAGCCAGCUGCACCUCCCCAAGGAGACCAUCAGCGUCGUGACGGACACACGCUACGUGUUCCAGCCCAUCACCAAGCUCUCCAAGUCCAAGGGCAAGGUCGAUGUGGUGAUCAAGGUCGGCAGCCAGUUCGUGCAGGUCACGACGGCCAAGAAGCAGGAGGUGUACCAGGGCCUCCGGCUGAGCACGACGGUCAACGACAUCUUCCGGCUGGGCGAGGUGGACGAGGCGCCGACGUCGAUCCAGACCGAGGACGACUCGGCGUUUGGGCUGCGGGCCGACAGCGGCAAGAUCGUGCUGUACUUCAUCAGCCCCAAGAAGACGGACGUGCUGCAGGCGAUCCACAGCGCCAAGGCCAAGUACGGCAAGGACACGCGGUCGCUCAAGUCGUUCGAGCGGCUAAUCCGGCCGCAGGACGUGCCGGGAACGCUGCUCAACCUGGCGCUGACCAACCUGGCGAGCCCCGACCACGUGCUGCGGCUCUCGUCGUACAAUCUGCUGGGCGCGCUUUGUCUGGCCUUCAAGUUCACGGCAGCGUCGCGGCUGAUGUGCACCAAGGAUAUUGCCGUGCCGCUGGACCCAACGCACUUUGUUGUUGGCAUCAGCAAGCAGCUGGCACGCACCGAGCCGCAGCUGACGGCCGACUUCCUCAACGAGUUCUUUGUUGGCUGGGACAGCUUCUCGGAGGAGCAGAAACCAUUGAGCCUGGCCUACAUGGCGCCCUGGCUGCCGGGCCUGCGCACGUCGCUGCUGGCGUCGGAGCCCGAGGGUGACAAGGGCCGCGACAAGAUCGCAUCGCUGUUCCGCAAGCUCAUCGACGUGACGGUGGCGGAUCCCACGCUCAACUUUACGCUCGAGCACGUGGUGUGGCCGUGCAUCCACGCCGACGAGGUGCUGCUAGACAUCCUGCUCGACGAGAUCAUCAAGACGGCGCUGAGCCUAGGCCUGCACGACGAGCAGACGGAGACGCUGACAUGCAUCGUCACGGCCAUCGGCACCAUCACGCUGCGCGGCAAGAUCAUCUCGCGGUUGCGCAAGGCCCUCAACCGCUCGUCGCUGCGGCCAACCAAGUACCUGCCCGACAACGCCGUGUGGUCCGAGGUGUGCGUGCUGCUGCAGUUCUGUGUGUCGCUGUCGUUCGACAGCGGCGUCCAGUCGCAGCUGUACCUGCCCGAGAUCUUCCACGUCGUGACCAUGUUGGCCAACACGGGCUCACCAGACGUGCGCCUGCUGGUGCACCGCCUCCUUGUGAACUCGGUACACGCAGCCUGCACCUCGUUCGCCCUCGACGAAGCCCGGCUCAACCGGCUGCGAGCCGCCCUGGAAGCCUUCUCGGAGCCGCGCAACGACAUUUUCUCGACGCCGAACCCCUUGCCUCUGGCGCGCGACGGCGCCUCCUUCUCGACCUCACAGGAGGCCGGGCCGACACUGGCGGCAACAGAAAACCUAGCAGCGCAGCUGUUUGAGAUAUGCUCCAUCGCAGCGCCGUCUACAGAUGCGGCCAACGCCUGGAGGUCGCGGUGGAUGAGCCUAGUGGCCAGCACGGCGUUCCAGAACAACCCGGCCAUCCAGCCGCGGGCCUUCACCGUCAUGGGCUGCCUAGCGCGCGAGGAGGUGGACGACGACCUACUGUACCAGGUGCUCGUGGCCCUGCGCAACAGCGUGGGUCGGUUCGGCGAGGACAGCAACAGCGAGAUGAUGGUGGCCAUCGUCACGUCGCUCUCCAAGAUGAUGGCCAAGCUGCCGUCGGCGUCGCGAUACGGGCUACAACUCUUUUGGCUGGCCAUGUCGCUGCUGCGGCUGGUGCCGCCGAGCCUGUUCAACUGCACCGCCAUCUUUCUCGAGUCGGUGCUGACCAACAUCAACACGUCGGCCGACAUGCGGGGUGACAGGAUGGCGCCGUAUCUGCUGCAGGGGCGGGCGCAGCUCGAGGAGGCGACGUUGCCACUGGAUGACGCCUACGGGAUACACUUUACCAGCGAGACUUUCCACUUUGCGGCGUGCGCCUGCCUCGUGCGGGGCCUGACCGACACGGUGACCAAGUCGACGGCUCUGCGGGUGCUCUCAACCUUUCUCGAGAUGACGAGCUGGAGGCCGUCGCUGGCGGAGCGGGCGGCGGGCGACGUCCUGCGCUCGCCCUACAUGGCGCUCACUCUGGCGCGCGCCGCCAGCCGCGAGGAGGUCAAGGACAGCUUCUGGGUGGCGGGCGUCAACCCGACGGGCCUUGAUCGGUCGGCAAGCAUCCGCAACGUGCGCGACGUGGCCACCAUGAAGGACAAGGACCUGCUGCUCAACACGGCCAUCGAGCUCGUCGACUUUCAGUAUCUCGAGGACGCGAUACAGAACCGGACGCUGCGCUGGCUCAACGAGCUCGCCGUGGAGCGCACUGGCGUGAUAGCCCGGCUAUCGAACCCAAUCAUCUCCAUCCUAGACAGCAUCCUGCUAAACUGCCAAAACUCGUCGACGCUUGAGUCGGCGCAUCUGCUGAUGCAGACGCUCAGCUCCAGCGGCAUCGGGCUCGAGUCAUCCAGCAUGCUCGAUGACAUACUCGACGAGCUCGGGUUCGGGGGGCUGUGGUCGUGCUCCUUCAACCUGGCGCAGGAGAACACGCCGAGCGAGGCCUUUGGGCUGACGGAGAAGCUUAUCGAGCUGAUCAUCAUAUAGCCGUCACCUAUUUUGUCCCUAUAUGUGGCGGGCUGUUGCCACGACAUAUCACCACACAUACACACCACACACACACACGACACCACCACGCCAACUAUAGCAGCGCACCAACAAAGCUAUCAAACAAACCACUUUGGCUGCCGCCGCCCGAGUCGGCCUUGAUUAUUGUUUUACUUUUACUUAUUUGUCAAGCCGCACCGAGAUGAUUUUGAUGUACCCCAUGUAGUGUGUGUGUGUGUGCCUUGGGCAUCACUUUCUGCCUUUCUUGUCCUUUUUUUUGUCUUUGGUUGUUUGUCGCGAGUGCGGAGAGGGCGAAAUGCGGAAACAAAAACGUGAAGUGAAAUCUACAUGCAACGAUGAAUGAGGAGAUCUGUGCGCUUGGCAGAUUCCGGCCUGAGCGGCAGCCGGACUAGACACACAAAACGCAGACGACACGAGGCAUUUUAUCUACGUUAUGGAGCGGGAUCGCGGAUCGAAAUGGGGAGGAAGGAGGAAGGGGUCAGAGGCCCCGAGUUGGAUACUACUGCUACUGCUAGGUACUGUUGGAUUGGAAACGAACACAUGUGGAGAGACCAAGAACGGAUCAAAAAGUGCCUUCCGCCCGCAAAGGAGACAGACAUGUCAGACGACGGGGUGUGGUGCCAAGAUGGGGCACGAUGGAUGUUUGACGCCAUGUCUGUUGCGAGUUAGGUUGGUCGGUUGGUUGGUUGUCUGGUGAUUGAGAGAGGGGGGGAGGCAGGCAUAGAUGGACAAGGAGAAAAGUGACGGCAAAAUAUGCCGCGGCAUCAUGUAAAACAGAGAAAAGGAUGUGCGAGUGAGCCGAGCCAAUGGGCAAAAGGGAGGUAGGUAUCGUGCGGCGUGUGGGCUCGGACACCUUUUUCGCUGCUAGUAUUUCAUCAUUCCGUCAUGGGCAGGUUUCCUUCAAUGGCUGGCAUGUACGGUUGCGCGUGCUUUGGUGUGGUGUGGUGGAUGUAUUAUGUGGUCAUUGCAUCAUCAAAAA
This is a messenger RNA of Gaeumannomyces tritici R3-111a-1, 9241 nucleotides long. RefSeq lists its product as hypothetical. The record is from RefSeq and is a predicted model, not a curated record. Gene Ontology annotation, biological process: regulation of GTPase activity. The transcript is spliced from 11 exons. Lineage: Eukaryota; Fungi; Ascomycota; Sordariomycetes; Magnaporthales; Magnaporthaceae. The coding region runs from base 520 to 8241 and encodes 2573 amino acids.